Molecule: messenger RNA, 1038 nt
Organism: Aspergillus japonicus CBS 114.51
Lineage: Eukaryota; Fungi; Ascomycota; Eurotiomycetes; Eurotiales; Aspergillaceae
Product: eukaryotic translation initiation factor 3 subunit F
Exons: 3
Coding region: 1-1038 (345 amino acids)
Biological process (GO): translational initiation
Cellular component (GO): eukaryotic translation initiation factor 3 complex, eIF3m
Molecular function (GO): metallopeptidase activity; translation initiation factor binding; translation initiation factor activity
Source: RefSeq, a predicted model, not a curated record
AUGGCUGACACCGAUUCCUUCGUCCAUCUCGCCCGCCCUCUGGGUCCCGUGGCAGUGGGGUCUGCACCGACGACCGCCCCUGUGAAUGUUGUGAUUCAGCCUCAGGCUCUGUUCUCCAUCCUUGACCACUCUCUCCGUCGCAACGCCGACCAGGAGCGUGUCAUCGGUACUCUUCUGGGAACCAGGUCCGAGGAUGGCACCGAAGUCGAGAUCCGCAGCACCUUCGCCGUGGGCCACACCGAGACGACAGACCAGGUUGAGGUGGAUAUGGAAUACCAGAAGCAGAUGCUCGCCCUGCACCUGAAGGCCAACCCCAAGGAGGUCCUCGUGGGUUGGUACGCCACCUCGUCCGAGCUCAACACCUUCUCGGCCUUGAUCCAAAAUUUCUACAGCGGCCAGGGCGACGGCACGUGGCCUCACCCCGCCGUUCACUUGACCGUCUCCACCGAGGCCGGCAAGGACAUCGAGACCCGCGCCUACAUCUCUGCCCCCGUCGGUGUGACCGCUGAGCGUGCUGCCGACAGCGCUGCCUUCAUCCCCGUUCCCUACGAGAUCCGCUACGGCGAGGCCGAGAAGAGCGGUCUCGAGGCCAUUGCCGCUGCCCGUGAUGCCGAGGAGCGCUCCGCCAACAUCUUCACCGACAUUGAGGCCCUCGAGCGCGCGAUCGAGGAGGUUCUCGGCAUGAUCGACCGCGUUUCCCGCUACGUCGAGUCCGUGAUUGACGAGGAGGCCCCCGCCUCCACGGCCAUGGGUCAGUACCUGCUCAACACUCUCGCCUUGGCCCCUAAGGUCGAGCCCGCCGACAUUGAGCGUGACUUCAACAACCACAUCCAGGACGUCCUGGUUGUGUCGUACCUGGCCAACACCAUCCGCACGCAGAUGGAGCUGUCCAACCGGCUAGCCACCGCACAGCUGACUCUGGGCGGCGAAGGCAGCGGCGAGUCCGGCGCCCAGCGCGGCGGACAGCGGGGUGGCAAGGGAGGCCGUGGUGGUCAGCAGCGGACUCAAGAGCGGAGCGGCGAGGAGGCUCGCGCGUAA